Molecule: messenger RNA, 1739 nt
Organism: Sitodiplosis mosellana (orange wheat blossom midge)
Lineage: Eukaryota; Metazoa; Arthropoda; Insecta; Diptera; Cecidomyiidae
Exons: 2
Coding region: 181-1557 (458 amino acids)
Source: RefSeq, a predicted model, not a curated record
UCAAGUGACAGAUGAAAAACGAUUGUGCAAGGUUAGAACCACCGAGUACAUUUUCAUUCUGCGAACAAAUCGAAAAAAUUGUGUUGUGGCGACGAUAUUUUUGUGGCGUUCAAUUUUCCAUUCGAUGACCGUAAUUGUUUUGUCUCAAAACGUUUGCCGAAACAUCGACGCACAGUUGGAAUGGCAGAGUCAAAGCCAAAACCCAUGUUGAUGCUAAACCCACGGCCACCGUCUCAUUGGUCGUUGCUUGACGAACGAGCACUGGCAAAGAUAUUCCAGAAUUUGAAUCUGUACGACCUGUUGCAAAUUGGUGAGAUCGACGUGAAUUACCAGCAAAUCAUCGGCGAGCACAUCAUAUCGAAAGGUAUACUGGACAUCAGUGCAGUGAGCAAGCAUUACAGCACUCAUCAUGCGUUCAAACAGCUUGGUGCAUUUGCAACGGAAUUGCGUGUCAAGGAAACGGACAUUCAGUGGAAAAGCGAUCAAUACACACACAUCGAGGAGAUAUUCCGAUUGAUCGACAAACGAUGCACCGUUGGACGCCUCAAAUCGAUCGCAAUCGCAUUGGAUAGACCAAAGGUAAGCCGUUUGGUUCACAACAUACCCGAUGCGUUCAAGGAAAUCGAAUCAUUGGCCAUCGAUAUGCGCAUGGAAAAACAUUUUGUGCGUCGUGAUAAAGAGCAAAUCAAACUAGUGCCCGUUGAAAUCGAUUUCGAUGGUUUGGUGGAAAUGUUGCUGUCUAAUUGCCCAAAUCUGCACUCAUUGAAGUUGUCUGGCCAGCAUAAAAACUGGAAUUUUCUGCUGCAUCCACAAGUUCAGACAUUGCGAUCAUUGUCCUUCGACAAUUGUUACAUCUAUUACCACAUAUGGACGGAAUUCAUCGAGGCUGGUGUUCGUCCCACAAAAUGCUUGGAAAUCAUUGAAUUGGAAAUCUAUGAUGAGUAUGACUACGAACAAUCUUCAUGGCAAGGUAUCGAUUACAAUGCAUUUGUACAGGAAGUUGCAAAAGUAUUUCCAAAUCUUGAAAAAUUUAAAUUUGAAAUGUCUAAAGCUUAUGAUAUUAUGAGUUGGGUAGCAUUACCGAAUCUUAGAGCAUUGAAGGAAGUCUUUGUCCGGAGUUAUCAUGAAAAUGACCUCAUUUCGUCCGUGACUAAAAUGAACACAGUGGAGAAAUUGAGUGCUUGUUUUGACUCCACAUUAUCUAACGAAAUACAAACUCUUACGAAUUUGCGUUGUGCUGAAAUUAUAAACCCUGAUGAAAACCAUUUUUCACUGUACAAUGAACUGUUGCAGCUUCCACAGCUCAGCGAAUUAGUUUUGAUCGUCUAUGGUCCCAUCGACAAAACACUCAUUUCGAAAAUAGUUGAGUCGUUGCCUGUUCGAUUGCACACACUGAGAAUUUCAAACAAAACAAAAAUCACUUCUGGGCUUUACAGUUCUCUAGUAAAGCUAAGACGAGCCAGUUUGCCCAAUGCUCCACCACUUCAUUUGCAUGCUCGUUUUGAUCCACUUAAACGAUAUUGCCCAAAAAUAAUCAUUGCUUAUAAGAUCGAUUAAAAUUUGCAACGCGAACGUGUGAUUGAUUACUUGUUUUGUUUAAUUUUUUUGCGUUUUGUUUAAUCGACGUUGUUUCAUUUUAUCCAUUUAAAAUUGUAAUCACAGUCUGCUAGCUUAGAAGCAACAGAACUGUUAAAUGAUUCAAAGUGAUGUAGAAUUAUAAUUGACACAUGAUCGUAAAA